GUUUUCACCAUCGACGAUGAACUCAAAUAUGAACCGUUUGCAUCAGACUUUGGACCAGUCAAUCUUGGCAUGGUCCACACCUACACAGAAAAAGUUCGAGCGUUUCUGGAAGGCAAUCGACCAGUUGUGCAUUACUGCUCGAACGAUGCUAGGAAGCGUGCGAACGCAGUGUUCCUGGCAUGUGCUUUCCUCGUCCUCCACUGCGAUCUGAAGCCUAAGGAAGCUCUGGCGAAAGUCGUCAGUGCUGGGUUCAACUCGUUUCUGCCUUUCCGAGAUGCCUCCAGCGGCCCAUGCUCCUAUAAGUGUAUGAUUGUCGACUGUUUAGAAGGAUUACACAGAGCAUGGUGCCUUGGCUGGUAUGACCCGGCUACCUUCGACAAGUAUCAUUAUCAUUACUACGAGAAGAUCGAUAAUGGUGAUCUGAACUGGAUCAUUCCACGGAAGUUUCUUGCCUUCGCUGGCCCCCAUUCUGAGCGACUAGAUCCGAAUGGUUACUUCACCCUGAUGCCCGAGGACUACUAUGAUGUUUUCAAGGAAUUUGGUGUAUCUCUAGUGGUUCGUCUGAACAAGAAGUGUUACGAUAUUGUCCGUCCAAUCAAAUAA
Molecule: messenger RNA, 603 nt
Organism: Perkinsus marinus ATCC 50983
Lineage: Eukaryota; Perkinsozoa; Perkinsida; Perkinsidae
Product: CDC14 phosphatase,, putative
Exons: 5
Biological process (GO): regulation of exit from mitosis; microtubule cytoskeleton organization; positive regulation of cytokinesis
Source: RefSeq, a predicted model, not a curated record